AUGUUCUUUCAACCGAGCUCAACGUCCGUAUCACGACCACAAAAUCACCAGGUCAGCAUUGGUAUACAGCACAACAUGAGCAGCCCAAAAGCACCUGCCGCACAUUUCACCCUUCUCUACUUCGCUGCUUCAACAUCGUACACUCGGAAAGAGCAUGACUUCCUACCUGCGCCUAUGCCUGUGACUGAGCUGUUCAACAAGCUGGAGGAGAAGUAUCCUGGAAUCAAAGAGAACGUUCUGUCGAGCAGUGCGGUGACGGUCAAUCUGGACUAUGUUGAUCUUGAAGAAGAAGGAGCGAAGGGCUCACAAGGACUAAGUAUUCAGCCAGGCGAUGAGGUUGCCAUCAUUCCGCCUGUAAGCUCUGGGUGA
Fulvia fulva is the source of this 369-nucleotide messenger RNA. RefSeq names its product Molybdopterin synthase sulfur carrier subunit. The transcript is spliced from 2 exons. Gene Ontology annotation, cellular component: cytosol. The coding region runs from base 1 to 369 and encodes 122 amino acids. The record is from RefSeq and is a predicted model, not a curated record. NCBI's taxonomy places the organism in Eukaryota, Fungi, Ascomycota, Dothideomycetes, Mycosphaerellales, Mycosphaerellaceae. Gene Ontology annotation, biological process: Mo-molybdopterin cofactor biosynthetic process.